Messenger RNA from Dermacentor silvarum, 1315 nucleotides. Its product is annotated as major egg antigen. Gene Ontology annotation, molecular function: protein folding chaperone. The record is from RefSeq and is a predicted model, not a curated record. Lineage: Eukaryota; Metazoa; Arthropoda; Arachnida; Ixodida; Ixodidae. Gene Ontology annotation, biological process: protein refolding; response to heat. The coding region runs from base 273 to 857 and encodes 194 amino acids. The transcript has a single exon.
GCAAGCUGCACACUCUGGCCUGCCAAAGCUCUUGGUGGGUGAGCAACUCCUCGAAAGAAAGCUAGAAAGGACGAGAAAGAAAAAGAAAAAAAAAGGAAAGAGAGGAGCGGCCAACGAGCCAAGACAUAUAUCUCCUCGCGACCGACCGCAGAACGUACAGCCUACCGCCACUACUCGAGACCUGCGCGCAGUCGACUCCAGACGUCCGUGCCCUGCGGUACAUAUCAGUGCUCGUGCAAACACUCGGGUGAAGCUCCUCCGUCGCCGCCAACAUGUCGAGCGCCACGACCCAGACCCGCACCGAGGUGAAGAAGGUCCACCGUGUGUUCGAGGGCUCCACCGCCGCCGACGUGCGGCGCCAGAUGGACGAGUUCGCCAAGGAGUUUCCGGACUGCAUGCGCUACCUGGAUGACAUGUUCCCCGAGCACAAGCUGCUCCCGUCCAGUGGUGGACCGCCAAGGCCCGAGCGCCAGGAGAGCAUCGUCAAGGAAGUGAAGGUUCUGCCCAGCGACGAUAAGGACAAGAUCUCCGUCGAGCUCGACGUCGAGGGCUUCAAGGCGGACGACAUCUCCCUGAAAGCCGUGGGCCGCAACAUGACCAUCCGCGCCUUCAACGAGAAGACCGAGGGCGACACCACCGUCCGGCGUGAGCUCAAGAGGAACGUGGUGCUGCCCGAGGGCGUCGACGUCGAGAAGAUCGCCUGCAAGCUGACGCCCGAGAACAAGCUCGUCGUGCAGAUCCCGCUGCCCGUGGAGAAGAACCAGGGCGUCGAGUACCUGAUCCCCGUGCGCUGCGAUAUCGAGCGCAGUGUGAGCCGCGACAACUUCGGCGCUGGAGCCAAGGCCGUCGACCGAUGAAGGCCCUGCGGCGUGGGACGUCGAUCGGACUUGUCUAGAGAACAUUGGUUCACUCUGCCUCGGUCUCCGUGGCCGCGGACAUGCUAUCCCACUGCGAUAAUUCGGUCAUAAUUGGAGAAAACGGAUGCCAAAAAAAGCUUCGCGCCUAAUCUUUCCGGUUACUUUGUCACGAGCCCUAACUUUCUCGUCACUACAAAUAAGUACAAGUUAUGCUUGCGCUCUAGACAACCGGGAUCGACUGUGUAUUAGGCUCGCCGCCGAACGGUGGAGGUUUGGAGCGUAAAAGCGGCGACAGAAGCUUGAACUUCCGUCGUCGCCAUUGCGCUCAAUCAGCUGCAUUUUGUUGUUCUCUGGCGUAAUGCGUUCAUUACUGUGGUUGCCAUGAAUCGUUGUCUUUUUUUGUACGUUGAUGUACUCUCGCGCCCGUCAGCGAGCAAUGAAGUUGUUUAUUUACUGUU